This is a messenger RNA of Gloeophyllum trabeum ATCC 11539, 5038 nucleotides long. RefSeq lists its product as uncharacterized. Bases 48 to 3827 code for a protein of 1259 amino acids. Gene Ontology annotation, molecular function: DNA binding. The record is from RefSeq and is a predicted model, not a curated record. NCBI's taxonomy places the organism in Eukaryota, Fungi, Basidiomycota, Agaricomycetes, Gloeophyllales, Gloeophyllaceae. The transcript has 9 exons.
GGCAGUUUCUCUCUCAGCAACAACGUGCGCAGGGAGGUGGAGAGGCCAUGGGCCAGGUUAAUCCUCAGAUGAAUCAACAGAUGUUCGACUUCAUGAGGAGUAAUAACAUGGCCCGUGCACCAGGCCAGCAACAGAUGGGCCAACCCCAGCAGCCGCUGGGCAUGGGGCCCUCGCAGAUGAAUCCAGCUCAGCAGCAGUUUCGCGAUCUGCAGAAUGCUUCGCAGCAAAUGCAUAACGCUUUCAACCCCAAUUUCAUGAACGCGGGGCCCUCCAAUGGUCAGCAGUUUCCACCCAACCACCCGCAAGCACAACAGUCGGCACAGGCGGCAAUAAAUCGUAACAAUCUCCUAGCGCAGAUGGCAAGCGGCCAAAUGCGGCAGCUGGAAAUGAUCGGUCUGGCCCAGAAUCAGCAACCGCAGAAUGGACCGGCUGGAAUGGCCGCGCGGAUAGCUCACCAGCAACAGUUCCAGCAGAUGUUGCAGCAAACGCAACAGAACGGUGGUGCGAGCAUCUCGCUGCCACAGAACCAGCUCGCUCAGGGGACAUUCUUCCCGCAUCCCAGCAUGACGCCUGUCACUGAUAAUAGGCCAAACCAUUCGCCUCAGGUUGCGUCUCAACUACCGGUGUCGAUGGCGUCACAGCAACAACCUCAGCACAUCGAAGCACAACAACAUCCCCAGCGACCACCUCAAGCCGGUGGUCUUCCCGCCCAGCAGGUAUCACCCGAACAACUGAAGAAUACUUUCAAUCAGAUGCGGCAAAUGGCCAGAAACGAGAUCGAAGCAUUGUCAAAUGAAAUACAGCGACUACAGCACGUUCAUCCAAAGACGUCGGACAUUCAGUUACGUAUGGUGGCCUUGGGCCGGCAGGUAGACGAGAAGAAAAAUAAGGCGGCCCAGCUGGAUAGAGCAAUAAUGGAUAUUACCAACAAUCCCGGCAAGGCGAUGCUCUUUCAGCCCAGGAAUAACGCUGGUCCUAGCGCUCCUAUGAAUGGCGGAGUUGGGAUCAAUUCCGCCGCUGGUCCUACGUCUGUCAGUACACCGAUGCCUGGUCAACGGCCCGGCACUACAGGACCACCGCAGCAAAACCAGCCUAUGUGGCCCGGGCAGCAGAACAUGAUGGCCGGGUCUCUUUCCAACGGUCAACUCCCUCAUGGUUCGCCUUCGGUUGCCCAGCAGUUGCCUGCUCAAUUCAACAAUUCCCAAGGCAAUCUCCCUCAAAACGUUCAGCAGCCAGGGAUGCCCCAGACGUCGAACAUGGUCAUGCAGCGUUCGGUAUCCGCACAAGGGCCUGUCGGGUUGACACAACGGCCUCCUGUCAAUCCUUCAGCCAUGAACAACCUUGGGCAACCUCCGGUGACUAAGUCGGAUGGGUCUUCUGAAACACCCCAAAACUUCCUGCAGCUGCUCAGUACUUUACCGCCAGCAUUGCGCGCUCGUGUCCAGUUCCCGAUCGCACCUCUUGAGACUCAGAAAUUCCGUGAUACGUAUGGGAACUUUUGCCAGAGAAGAGGGGUUACUCUGGACGAGCGAGCCUUGAAUAUCAGCGAUCGGAGCAUUGACUUGCAUGCUUUGCAUUCGGAGGUUACUAAGGAAGGUGGCUAUACUAACGUGACCCGCAAGGAUCUAUGGGCAGUCAUUGGGGCGCGCAUGGGGUUUGUUCAUUUCCAUGCCAACGGACAGGAACCUGCCAAAGCUAGUUCAAAUGUCGCUCAGCAUCUGUCUCACGUCUACCGACAGUAUCUGAAAGAUUUCGAUGACCUCUACGUACAGACUAUACUAUCUUCUAGAAUCAAGCAGUUUGGCAAUCCGAACGCCGUAUCUGGGAACAACCAGCCUUUACGAGCUCCUGGGGCUGCUCCGAAUGCCCUUCCUGGACAUUUACCUCCUACGAAUCCUAAUCGACCCAACGCCCAGCAGCUAGCCGCUAUGAUGAGCUAUGCGCGUCUCUCUGUCGCCGAAAUGCGUGCCCGCGGCUUGCCCGACCAUGUCAUCAAUCUUGUGGAGCAAAAUCGCCCUAUGCUUAUGCAGCAGGCCCAACAACAUGAGCAAUUCCGGGGGUCGUUGCUCAGGCCGAGUCAACCGGGCAUGCCUUCGAACGGUGUUCCACCGAAUAUGCAGCAGAGAGUUCCGUCUGCCGGACCGGGGCAGCUUAGCCAGGGUCAAAAUCUUGCCCUCGGCAACAACGGGCAGAAUGGAGCAAGACCGGGCCCGCCACAAGGUCACGCUUCGACGCCUGGGAUGCCUGGUAUGGAUGGCUCGAAUCAUGCUGCACUCAAAGCAGGCUUGGGUCCUAUGAACGGUGCUCCUCCGCUAGCUCAUAUGCAACCGUCUCAGGGCGCGGGUUCUCAGAGGCCUACUGAGGAGCAGUUGCGCGAUUCGAUGAGGAAGAUAGACGAGCUCAGAAAGUCCAUUCAGCAGAAUGCGCCGAUGAAUUCAGUCAUCCUCCCCGAAGAGCAUAGACAGCCAUACCGGGCAUUAUUCGAUAGGAUGUGUCAAAUGUGCGAUCAGCUCGAGCCACGAUUACCGUUCAUUCACGCCGCUGUCCCCCAAGACGAGCUGGUUAUGAAGCUCUUGACUAUCUUCCGCGUCAAGGAGGUUCAGAAAGCUGCUUUCUCGUCGGCGAGCCCCAGGUUCUUGUUUCCGCUCGAAAGAAUGGGACACAUGGCCCACUUUGUCCAGAGCGCUUACACGCAUUUUAUCUCGCCUGUGAAUGCAGACAACCGAGGAUCGGGACCGCCUGGUGGUCCUCGUGGCCCUCCUCCAAUCCAAUCAGCUGGAUCCCCUCAGCCGCCCAUGUCGACAACCCCGGUACCGGUGGGUGGCGUUUCCCCUCGUCCACAGCCUGUGCCGCCGGCACCGUCAGGAACACCGGCCAGAAAGAAGAUCGUACCUCCUGCGUCAAAUGUAUCUGCCACUUCUCCUGCUCCUCCCGCGUCUGCUUCUACACCUGGCGCUUCCGCUGCCACGCCUAUAACUAUUACCAACUCACCUCAGCUUGGCAAGUCGCCGAAACCCAAGGCGACAAAACCAAGGGCUCCUGCAGCUCCAAGAAGGAAACCUUCGAUCAAGGCCUCCGGUGAGGGGGGCACGCAGCCCUCAGCCGACGCUACCGGCAAAAGGAAACGCGAGGAAGGCCCGACGCCUGAGGACGACGUCCAAGCCGGCUCGCCACCGAAGAAGUCAAAGUCUGAGUGGGAAGAGCCGCCUAGCCAGGAUCUCGCCAAGAGAGACGAGCAAGCGGACAAGAUCGAGACUGAUGAGGAUGCUAUUGCCUUCUUGCGUGGGAUCGAAGAUCUUAUGAAGAAGCAAGUAGGUUCCAACGGAGCUGUUCCCCCCGAGUGCUCUGAGACGUUGGAAUACAUAUUGAAGGGCUACGAUGGUGACAUCACAGGCGCAGAUGCGAGCUCGUCAGGCUUAUCUGGGGCGCUGGACCCUAGCGCACUCCUUGCUUCGUCUCCCGAGUUGUCGCAACACUCUACCAUUGACAGCAAUUUUGAUGCCUUCUUCGACUUCUCAUCAUUCGGCGCCGGGGACGAGGAUGUCUCUGUGUCGAAAGCACCUACCCCUGAUCUGGUUGCUAGCUCCUCGGCCAAUCCCAGUCCGGAGUCAGGCGCAGAUGAACCAGCAAAUCAGCAUGCCGGCGUUUCGACAUCGACGCCCAAGAUCGCUGACGCCAGCGUGGAUGACUACCUAUCAGGACCGUUGCGGCUAGGCAUCUUCGGUGAAGUGGAUGGGGGCGAGUCUUCUUUCUACUCGUCGGAUAGCUGGAAGUGGGAAGGCCUGAUGCCCACCGCCGAUCCAGCUUGGGCAAUCUCGGACACGUAACUGGUCUGCCCUUUCCUCGGAUUCGAAUUCGCAUAUUUAUUCCAGCUCCUGGUGUGUAUCUUUCUUGGUUAGGUCAUGGUGCCGUUUCCCGCCAGUUCUCCUCCAUCUCCAUCUCUCCAUCUUGUCACGCGCUGCCUUUUGUGUACUUCUAUGUGUUGUUUGUGCUUGCUGUCGAUGCGCUGCUGCUGAAUCUCGCCCGGACUCGUUCAGACGGACUUCAUGUCAAUUCCUUGGUUGGGAAACGGAUCCAACGGAGGGGACAGAUGUACCCGGAGCAUCUAGAGACCAUAUGGUAUGGGUAUUUAAUACAUAGUUUACACUGUAAAACAUUAAUCGAUACACUUGGAUCUGUACCAUGGAUACGGAGUCCGAUUCUCGAGUCAUCUGUGCGGCUUGAGACUGGAAUGUCGAGCUGUGUUCUCGAGAAUACGGGCUCGUAAAGAUGAUAUUACCGGCGACGAGGAUGAAGAGUGCUGCUUCGAGAUUCUCGACUUCGACGCCAGCGAAACCGGCAUGGUCCCCACCGCAGCGCCGAUCCUCCUCUUCUUCAGAGAUUCCUUGUCUCGCAGCUCCUCCUGCCUGCGCGCCCGCUCCCAUUCCUCCUUGGCAGCUUUCCUGCUCUCCUCGUCGUCCCUCACGAGGCUCAUGCUCUCGGGGAGCCCAUAUCGGCCCUUGAGCUCUUCGUCGGCCCUCUGCAGCGCGCGGUCGACCUUCUUCUGCUCGCGGAAGCGCUUGCGCACCUUGACGGAGAGCGUGUACGGGUCGGCGGAGCGCUGCUCGGAGAAGGACUGCAGCUCUUCAAUGCGCGGCAUUUGGACUUGGGUCAUAUGGGUCUGGGCGGAGGUCGUCUUUUCGAGCGCAGCAAGGGGGUCGGUGGGGGUGGCGGCUUUGUCGGUAUCAUGCACUGCAAAGCCCCCGUUCUCUUCUGGAUCCCAAUCCUCCUGCUUCUGCCGUGCACCUUCGGUCACCACAUAUCGCGUGCUCUUGGGAUCCGUCUGUAUCUCGAACCAUCCUCCGCACAGAUGGCAUUUGCAUCGGAAGGCGUAGAUAGGUGUGGAAUAGUAGGAUCCAACCUUGCGCUUCUCGGCGUUGUACCGCACGCCCAUACCAAUGUGGGCUUCGCAGUGGCCACACCAUAUGUUGAACGGCAGCUCAAAACGCGUUAUGAGGAUUCCCUGGUCAAGCUUGCGUGCGCGGUCACCCAGGGCGUG